Messenger RNA from Erpetoichthys calabaricus (reedfish), 3984 nucleotides. It is a transcript of the gene dag1, whose product is annotated as dystroglycan 1. Gene Ontology annotation, cellular component: dystrophin-associated glycoprotein complex; basement membrane; dystroglycan complex. The transcript is spliced from 3 exons. The record is from RefSeq and is a predicted model, not a curated record. The coding region runs from base 1219 to 3909 and encodes 896 amino acids. Gene Ontology annotation, molecular function: laminin binding; calcium ion binding. NCBI's taxonomy places the organism in Eukaryota, Metazoa, Chordata, Cladistia, Polypteriformes, Polypteridae. Gene Ontology annotation, biological process: morphogenesis of an epithelium; muscle attachment; axon guidance.
GGGGGAUCAGACUUUCCCGAUGGAGGAGGAGAAAAAGAUGAAAAAGAAGAAGAAAGGGAGAGAGAGUGGGCUAUCAGAAACCUUUCUGGCUGAGGGCAGUAUAUUUUGCUCUCCAGUCCGUAAACGUCAAGUAUCGGAUAACCCAAGAGCGUGAAAAAAGGGGGUGGAUGGAGAGGGGGAGCCAAAAAAAAAAAAAGGUAGAAACGGCUACUUGAAGGAGGGGUUUUGAUCGGACAGCCAGCACAAGGUCUCUCCACAAGCCGCGCAGAAGUGGAAAAAUCCCUUGUAGUCGUCGCGGCAGCGGUAUAGCUAUUUAAGCUAAUUAGAGGCAGCGCAAGACAAUUUCACUCUUUGCUGUUUGGCUAGUAAUACCGUCAUGUGAUUGCCCUUGGCUUUUCUUGCCUUCUUAAAAAAAAAAAAAGCACCAGGGUGAAUAAUCAACUGCCGUUUGCUUUUUUUUUUUCUCUUUUCAUUUUAUAAAACGGAUUUCUCUUGCCGAGUUCAUCCCACCGAAACAUCAGAACCUGAGUCACUGCAGAGUAUAAGAAGACGAGGAGAGAAUCCGUGAAGAUCGCUGUGGAUGAUUUAUUUUUUAAACAUAUAAAUACCAAAGUAUCGCUGGAGAUUCAGUCAGUGGAUGGAUUUUGUCUUUUAUCCAGAGGAGGCUACCACACCAAACCUUCACAAGAGAGGCUCGAUCAGCUUGUCAUUUUAGCUUUCCCCGAUCUUUGUUACUUGAUUGUUUCUCCUUCUUCCUCCUCCUGCUGUCUAUGUGGCAGAGGUUCCGGGAUUGAUUGGUCUUGCCUGGCCGUCUUACUGCUCGGCAGCCUCCUCCUCCUCCCGACUGUUUAAAGUGCUCUAUUUGGAGAUAGGGAGAGAAUUGAAGGAGAAGGGGGAUCUUGUAUUUUACGUCCAACCUCCCUGCCGCUUUGGAUACAAAAAUUAACAAUACAGAAAUCAAGAGAGAAAAAAAGACAAGUGGGACACACUAACCCCCCCGAUCUCCCACCCCUUCGAUUAAAAUGUCAUUCGGCUGCAUGGAUCCGGGUUGCUGAACUUCUGCAAUGGGAUUGUAAAGUUUUAAGCUGGAUGUGAAGGCAAGAAGCGGCAGAGGAAGAGAAACCCCCCCCACACCCCCCCACUCUUGGGCUGCAGUUUAUGCUGUCCCUUUGGUUUUUAAUUUUUUCUUUGGUGGGAAACCAUUGGCCUUGAGGAAAAAUGCGCAAUAAAUGGAGAGCAUCGACUGACGGAGUCCCCAUCCUCCACGCUUUUAGCAGGACUAGCUUCUUAUUACUUGGGCUGCUGGCAGCCAUAGCUCGAUGCCACUGGCCCAAUGGGCAAACGGAAAUAAUUCGGGACUUUGGAAACCAGCUAGAAGCCUCCAUGCGCUCGUCUGUACAAGCCGAAAUGCAGGACAUGGCGUCGGUAGGCAUGGUCCCGCCAGCUGGUAUCCCUGACUCUUCAGCUGUGGUGGGGCGGGUUUUUCAGAUGAAGGUGCCAUCAGAGACGCUUGAAGCGAGAGGUGGAGUAAUCAGGAUCACUGAAGCUGGAAAAGAAAGUCUGCCUUCCUGGUUACACUGGGAUCCUCACAGUUAUACCCUACAAGGCCUUCCACUAGAAGCGGACAAAGGCAUCGUUUACAUAUCGGCCUCCGUGAUGGAUGUAGCAGCGAAUGGAAGUUACAUUUCUCGAACAACGGAUGUUUUCUCCAUAGAGGUCCAUCCAGAAGAGCAUGCGGAUACAGACCCUGGGCAGUUUGGUGUUCAUUCAGCAAAUGAGGUCCAGCCUUUUAUUUGUGGAACUGAGGAGCCCGUUACUAUUUUGACUGUGAUCCUGGACGCAGAUUUAACUAAAAUGACCUCCAGACAACGUGUAGAACUGCUGACUAGAAUGAAAAAAUUUUCAGAUGUGAGUCUUCAGAAUAUGAAGCUUUUACCCGUUGUAAAUAACCGACUUUUUGACAUGUCUGCCUUUAUGGCUGGCCCAGGUAAUGCCAAGAAAGUAGUAGAGAACGGAGCAUUGCUCUCGUGGAAACUUGGAUGCUCCCUAGAUCAAAGUAACGUCCCUGACAUUCGAAGUGUGGAAAUGCCAGCCAAAGAAGGUACCAUGUCCGCGCAGCUGGGCUACCCUGUUGUGGGCUGGCAUAUAGCAAACAAAAAGCCCCAUGCACCAAAACGGAUUAGACGGCAGCUUUUUGCCACACCCACUCCAAUAACUGGGGUCUUACUUCCAACCACAGCUCCCCAAGAACCUCCAACUCGAAUUGUGCCAACUCUCACUUCUCCUUCAAUUGCCCCAACUACAGAAACUAUUGCUCCACCAGUCAGAGGCCCCGUCCCACUACCUGGAAAGCCUACAGUAACCAUUAGAACUAGAGACCCUAUUGCCCACACACCAACUCUGGGGCCUGUCCAGCCUACCAGAGUGAUGGAAACCACCAGCACAAUACCCAUUCAGCCUACUGUGACAAGGCCCGGUUACACAGAGCAGACGGCUGUGGUGACACCCCCAACUACCAAGAAGCCCAAAGUUCCAGGAAAACCCCGAACAACUCCUACUUCUACCUUGGCAACCACAACAAAAAGAAUUAAGAAGCCAAAAACUCCUCGUCCAGAGGAUUCUUCCAAAAGUCCAAGCACAAAAAUGGACACUACUACUCCAACUACACCCAGGCGUACCACUCCAGCUGUCGUACUGGCUGAUGAUAAUACGCCUCCAGUGCUGAGGAACCAUAUCGACCGGGUCGAUGCCUGGGUAGGUACAUACUUUGAGGUAAAGAUUCCUUCCGACACAUUCUAUGACCAUCAGGAUGGUACUACGGACAAAUUACGCCUGACUCUGAAACUGAACCGGCAGCUGGGGGUCAGCGAGAAUUCUUGGGUUCAGUUUAAUAGCACCAGCCAGCUCAUGUAUGGCCUUCCUGAUCUACCACAUAUGGGUAAACAUGAGUAUUUCAUGCAUGCUACUGAUAAGGGAGGCCUUAAUGCUGUGGAUGCCUUUGAGAUCCACGUUCACAGACGACCUCAUAGCGACAAGCCGCCUGCGCGCUUCAGUGCCCGUUUUCAAGGUGACCCUCGGUCUGUAACUAAUGAUAUACACAAGAAGAUUCUUCUGGUCAAGAAGCUGGCAUAUGCAUUUGGAGACCGAAACAGUAGCACUAUUACUCUGCAGAACAUCACCAAGGGCUCAGUUGUGGUGGAGUGGACAAACAAUAGCUUGCCGCAGGAUCCGUGCCCUAAAGAACUGAUCCAGGCUUUGAGUAAAAGAAUUGCAGAUGAUCAAGGCAAACCGAGCCAGCUCUUCCAUGGUACAAUGGAGCCAGAUUUUCAGCCAAUGGGUAUUAAUGUCACAGGAACGGGGAGCUGUAAAAACUACAUAUUUGUGCCAGUCAGUAUCGUUAAAGUUGUUCCGGAGACCACGGUAGCAGUUCCUGUAGAAGACAUGGGCAGACAGAGCACCGACGAUGUUUAUCUUCACACGGUUAUCCCGGCGGUGGUUGUCGCGGCCAUUUUACUCAUUGCCGGCAUCAUCGCAAUGAUCUGCUAUCGUAAAAAACGUAAAGGAAAACUGACCAUCGAAGAUCAGGCAACUUUCAUCAAGAAAGGCGUGCCGAUCAUCUUUGCAGAUGAGUUGGAUGACUCGAAGCCGCCUCCGUCAUCUAGCAUGCCGCUCAUCCUGCAGGAGGAGAAGCCUCCCCUACCCCCUCCCGAGUACCCUAACAUGGCUAGCCCCGAGACCACUCCCUUAAAUCAGGACCUCUUGGGAGAAUACACUCCACUCCGGGAUGAGGAUCCCAGUGCCCCCCCUUACCAGCCUCCCCCUCCCUUCACUGCCCCCAUGGAAGGGAAGGGCUCUCGCCCAAAGAAUAUGACCCCGUACAGAUCACCACCUCCCUACGUGCCACCCUAACAGCAUCACGGACCUCCAGGGUAGGAGGGACAUUUUUAGCUCCAAGCCAGUGUUGUCUGUUCAGAAAGAGUGUGA